AUGGGUGACCGGUUCAGGGAGCGCACCGAGCGGCUGCUGGCCGACUACCUGGAGUACUGCACAAGGGAGCCGGGCGCCCCGGGGCUGCCGCCGUCCUCGCUCGAGGCCGCCGCGAUGCGCUUCGCAGCCACCAAGAUACGGCGGAAGCACGCGUCCUUCUUCUCCGCCUACGUCGGCUACCCCGGGAACCGCGUCUACCUGCUGGAGCGGAUGGCGGAGGCCGUGCUCUGCGACAGCCUCAGCUGGGGCCGGGUAGUGAUGCUCGUGACCUUCGCAGGGACGCUUCUAGAGAGAGGGCCGCCGGUGACCGCCUGGUGGAAGAAGUGGGGCCUCCAGCCGCAGCCGAAGGAGGGGGAUCCCGAAGUCGCCCGGGACCGCCAGCGCCUGGUGGCCCUGCUGUGCGCCCGGCUGGCGGGGCAGCACCGCGCCUGGCUGCAGGCUCAAGGCGGCUGGGAUGGCUUUUGUGACUUAUUCAGGAAACCCUUGCCGCUAGCUGUUUGGAGGAGACUGCUGGUCCAGGUUCUUUUGUCAUGCUUUUUAGCAACGACCGUCAUCUAUUUCUGGACACGAUUAUUAUGA
Molecule: messenger RNA, 579 nt
Organism: Propithecus coquereli (Coquerel's sifaka)
Lineage: Eukaryota; Metazoa; Chordata; Mammalia; Primates; Indriidae
Gene: BCL2L10
Product: BCL2-like 10 (apoptosis facilitator)
Exons: 2
Coding region: 1-579 (192 amino acids)
Biological process (GO): intrinsic apoptotic signaling pathway in response to DNA damage; regulation of apoptotic process; extrinsic apoptotic signaling pathway in absence of ligand
Cellular component (GO): mitochondrial outer membrane
Molecular function (GO): protein heterodimerization activity; protein homodimerization activity
Source: RefSeq, a predicted model, not a curated record